GUUCCUUUGAGAUCAGUAGAAAGUGAGCUAUGAAGCAAUAUGUCAGCAUACUUCUAACGCUGGCCGUUGCGUCAGGAUACUGCUUGGAUAACAGUCAUUACUGUCCAGAACUCAAUGACCCAGUCGAAGUACAUCUUUAUCCACAUCCAACUGAUUGCAGUAAGUUCCUGAUGUGCAAUUGGGGUAAACUAGUGGUGAAAGACUGUCCCCCCCGUCUGCUAUGGAAUGACGCUAAGAAAUACUGUGAUUGGAGCUGGAAUGUUGAAUGUGGUCAAUCUUCAAGUUCUACCGCGAACCCAAAUCCCGAAUCUUCGAGUGCUACCGCGAAUCCAAAUCCCGGAUCUUCGAGUGCUACUUCCAACCCAAAUCCCGGAUCUUCUACUGCUACCGCGAACCCAAAUCCCGGAUCUUCUAGUGUUACUUCGAAUCCUAAUCCCGGAUCUUCUAGUGCUACCGCCAAUCCAAAUCCCGGAUCUUCGAGUGCUACCGCCAAUCCAAAUCCUGGAUCUUCGAGUGCUACUUCCAACCCAAAUCCCGGAUCUUCUAGUGCUACCGCGAACCCAAAUCCCGGAUCUUCUAGUGCUACUGCGAAUCCAAAUCCCGGAUCUUCUAGUGCUACUUCCAACCCAAAUCCCGGAUCUUCUAGUGCUACCGCGAACCCAAAUCCCGGAUCUUCUAGUACUACUUCGAAUCCGGGUGCUGGAUCCACGGAUGACUGUCCUGAAGAGUACAAUCCAGAUCACCAAGUCUAUUUUGAGCAUCAAGACCCAACCAAGUAUUAUAUCUGCACCUACGAAGGCUCCAAACUUGAACAACAGUGCUUACCAGGACUGCUCUGGGAUCAACGUAAAGGCUACUGUCACGACCUGGUUCCGGAUCCAGACUGUCCCUCAGUGUACGAUCCAGACAAGCAGGUCUAUUUCCCACAUCCAGAUCCUACCAAGUAUUAUAUUUGCACCUAUGAAGGUGCCAAGCGUGAACGGCAGUGUUCGCCGGGUCUGCACUGGAAUCAAACCCGAGGCUACUGUCACGCGUAAUGGGAAACUAGUCAAACUGGAUCGAACGGGUGUGCACUUCUGAUCACCGGAAGUUUUGUAAUAUAUAUGUUUAUUCUCUAACCAGCAUUGUCUGUGAUACAGUGAAAGAAAUAAAUCAAGUAUCAAUGAAA
Molecule: messenger RNA, 1168 nt
Organism: Malaya genurostris
Lineage: Eukaryota; Metazoa; Arthropoda; Insecta; Diptera; Culicidae
Product: probable chitinase 10
Exons: 2
Coding region: 30-1037 (335 amino acids)
Cellular component (GO): extracellular region
Molecular function (GO): chitin binding
Source: RefSeq, a predicted model, not a curated record